UAUAAACCCAACAAGAGGUGUGUGAGGUGGGCGGUUUCUCGGAUCAAACUUUGACGAAUUUGUUAAAUUUACGUACAGUCGCGUUGUAUGGCAGGGUUCAGAGUAUGCUUGAGAGACAAUUGUGAUGGACCUCCUUGCAGAAAACAAUGUAUGUGGGCAGGCAUUGCUUCGUUUAGUAGCAAGAGGAAAUGCUAUCAUUGCUGAACUGAUGAGACUGUCUGAAUAUGUUCCUCAGGUUUUCAGAUUAGAGACCAGGAUAGAACAACAGAAGUAUGGAGAUGUUGUCCUAGAUUUUACAUACUUGAAGGCUGCUGAGGGGUUUAACAAGAAGAUUGAAGAUUCACCUACCCUACUUGAUAUUGAUGAUGAAAUUCGUGAAAGCCACAGCAACAUCUUAAGCAGAAUUUAUGCUGUGUUUGAGAGCAUUCACCGAUAUGUGACUGACCUCAAUGGUUUCUUGCAAGAUCUUGGCGAGGGGAUAUUUAUUCAGAGGACUUUGGAAAAUAUGUUCACCAAUGAGGAUGGAAAACAGCUUAUGUGUGAAGCAUUAUACCUGUAUGGAGUGAUGCUGCUGGUAGUGGACACACUCUUCCCUGGCUUAGUGCGAGAGAGGAUCAUCGUUACCCAUCAUCGCCAUGCUGGCCAGAAAGCAAGUGACACCAAUAUAGAUGAUGUGUGCAAACUACUCCGAUCCACCGGCUUUUCUGCACUUCCUGGAAGCAAGAGACCUUUAAAUUAUCCAGAGGACUAUUUUAGGAGAGUUGAAUUACCCAGUAAUUACUUGAACCUUGUGUUGGGUCACUUAAGAUCAGAUGACAUCUAUCAUCAGGUUCAAGCCUACCCAUCACCUGAACAUCGUUCAGCUGCACUGGCCAACCAGUCAGCCAUGCUUUUUGUUUGUUUGUAUUUCAGCUGCUACGUCCAUUCUCAAAGGGUUGUAAUGAAUGCAGUAUCCCCCAAAGAGUUUCAUGGUCUGGAAUCAAGUGCAGGAGUGGUGCAGGCUGUGGGUGAGGUUGUUUCAGCCCUCCAAGCAUUGGUGCGUGUAGCAGGAGUGACAGAGGACAAUCUGAUCACCCUCUCUCUCAUUUCUGACCUCUCCUAUGCCUGGAUAUUGGUUGAUGAAUACACACCCAUCAUGCAGUCUGCUAUAAAAAAAGAUGCCUCCCAUGUGGCUAAGUUGCGAGCCACAUUCCUAAAGCUGUCAUCAGGACUGGAACUUCCCUUGUUGCGCAUCAAUCAAGCCCGCAGCCCUGACCUAAUCUCUGUUUCUGCAUACUAUUCUGGAGAGUUGGUUGCUUACGUCAGAAAAGUCCUCCAAAUCAUCCCUGAAACAAUGUUUGGUCUGCUGGCCAAGAUUAUCGGGCUUCAAACUGAGAAGAUAAAGGAGGUGCCAACACGUCUUGACAAGGAUAAAAUGAGGGAAUUUGCUCAGCUUCCAGAAAGAUAUCAGAUGGCAGAGCUUAGCCACAGUGUUGCUGUGCUGGCAGAGGGUGUGGCAAUGAUGGAGACGACCCUGGUGGGUGUGAUCCAGGUAGACCCUCGAAGACUGCUGGAGGAUGGAGUGCGUCGAGAACUUGUGUUUCUGGUUGCACAAAUAUUACAUGAUGGGCUUACAUUCAACACAAAGGUGAAGGGCAGUGAAUUAUAUAAACGACUCACACUUGUUGGGCAGAAAAUGACAGGUUUUCGAAUAUCAUUUGAGUACAUUCAAGAUUACAUCAGCAUGUAUGGACUGAAAAUUUGGCAGGAAGAACUGUCACGUAUUGUUAACUAUAAUGUUGAACAGGAAUGUAAUCAACUAUUAAAAAAGAAGAUCUCUGACCAUGAAAGCAUCUACCAGAGUGUGGCCAUACCCAUUCCUAAGUUCCCAUCAGGGGAUUCUCAGUCGGUAAACUUUAUUGGCAGACUUGUGCGGGAGAUUCUGCGAAUUACUGACCCAAAAACUACAGUGUACGUGUCUCAGCUGGGCACAUGGUAUGACAGCAAGACCCAUGCAGAGGUGCUUUCCAGCUCUGUUAUGGCAAAGGUUGAAUCAAGCAUCAGCACAGCUGGCUUGACAGGCAUGGAUAGACUGCUAGCUUUUCUUAUUGUUACUGAGCUACAGAACUUGGUUCGUGAAAUAGAGGUAACAUGCAAGAAAGAUGCUGGAGUGAAGGAGGUACUGAGAGGUAUAUCACCCCAGCUCAGUCCCAACACCCAAGUAGUUGCUCAGCCGCUGCGACAGUACACUGGAUGGGUUCAACGCACCAGCAAGUUGUCUGCUUCUUUAACUGACCGAAUUAUGCGUGUUGGUCAGAUGCAGAUCUUGAGACUACAUGCAGCCAAUCAUCUCAAUUCUUCCUGUAAAUUUGAUGCAAAAUAUCUUGCUGCUGCUCUCCACACCAUGAAUGAAUCACUCAUGACAGAUGUGAAACAGCACUAUUCUGAUCCCACUCGACCGUAUCCUGAUGAUGAUGGAGCACUCACAAAUGAGCUGAGUGUCUUCCUCGAGUGGUGUGGAAUGACUCAGCCUCUGGACAAGAUCUAUAUCACCACUUGUGCAUUGCCAGCACUGAGCACAAUCCUCCUCCUCACUGUGGUUGCUCAGAUUCCAAAAAUACAUUAUACUAAGUCACUGGGAGGACUAAUUGGCAUCAGAGGAACAGAGGGCAUAGAUGGUGAGCUUCUCAUAGUUGGCCUAGUUACACUGCUGCGGCAGUUCCAUCAAGACAACACGUUAAGAUUCAUCCAACUGGUGGCACAGUACAUUACUUCCCAUACAGCUCACAGUGCUGCAAGUGCUGGAAAGUCUGCCGAUUUAUCCCAUGAAGUCAUGACAGGCUUAGCAAUACUGCAGGAAGUUGCAAGAAAGAUGUCAGUUUCAAUGAAGACAUUGUCUAUAUAUGUACCUCAACACCUGCUAGCUGCACACAGUGGUUAAGGUACAUUAAUGUGUAUUAUUGGUUAUAUACUCAGACAAGCUGAACUGCCAUAGAUAUAUAUUAAAUUGUAAAUACUGAGAUAUAUUCACUUGAAUUAAUAAUGUAUGUACAUAAAUUUUUCAGCAAAACUAAAUAACCUAACCUGAUCUCAAUUAAAAAUAAUGUAUGUAUUUAAAAAAAAAAAAAAAAAAGUCCUGUUCAACUAAUCCAAGGAGAGCCUAAAUUUAAUUAAUCGAGUUACCCUCUGUGAUAUACUGUGUUAAUAUUAUCAUGGACAGUUUAAUUUUUGUGAAGUUAUUGCAACAGUAAAUGUAAGUUGUUAUUUACCAAAAUGAUUCUUGCUAAGGUAGACUUAAAAUAGUCAUAUAUAUUUGUUGAUGCUAUGUAUAUAUAUUAUAGCAAGUAAUUGAAUUAGUGUACUGUUAUAUAUUUUUUUUUUUUUUACACAUUGUAUAAGUUCUUUCGUGUUGGGUGACUUUUAGUACAGGUGAACAGUAAAUUAUUAGUGGUACUGUGAAUGACAUGUGCAUUGCUUAGUCACGUUAAGCUCUUGUUUACUUCUGACAUUGCCUGUCAAACUUAUGUUAAUAUACCACAUCCCAUAUCAAUAAUAUAUACAAAGAUGUCAACAUUAAUAAUUUUACUACAGUCACAAAAAAUGCUAAACCCACAUGGUUUUAGUGCUGUCGUAUGGGAAAUAGUUUGUAUUGUCAGUAAUUUUACCAACAUGAAGUAAAAGGACAAGUGCAAAUAAUGUGACAUUUUGUGCCAAUGUUUUGCUCUCCAGGAACUUUGUCAAGUCGUUAUUGCUUGACAAAGCUUCUGCUAAACAUUUUUGAAAAGUUAUUUUCAUACUAAUAAUGAAAAGACUGACAUACCAUUAAUAAAAAAAUGCACAGCUACAUAUAUCCCAUAUGUACAAGUACCUUUACUGUACACUGUUAUUAUACAUGUAUUCACAAAAAACUAAAUUCAUUUUGUUGUACUAUUUACUAUAUUGAAUGUACAGUAUUGUCGCCUGUGUAAAAAAGGCAGUACCUUAUUAUUUACGGGACACCAUUUUAUAUGGUUUAUAGAAUGCCUGAGAAAUGGGUGGUAGUAAGGUUUGAUUAAAGGGAAGAACAGGAGCAAUACAUACCUUUGAUCAACAGUCCCCCACCAGCAUCAAUGAACCUCCAUUGAAGGGUAUGGUUAUUUAAUACGCAAAAAAAAAAAAAGUUACCUUUUACAUUUUCAAUGGCAAAAUUAGUUUUAAUAAAUAAAUAUUAAACUAAAAUGUUGUAUUAUUAUAUUCCUGAGGUAUAACACCAACAGGAAUCUCAAUUGAGCUGUCCACUUUUCUGUAAUGUGAAACACUUCUGUAAUGUGAAGUAGACAGUAGUGUAGGGAGAACAUGUGCACUAAACCCAUAUAAGUUAUUCAGCUUCAAAGACUCUGUGACUUAGCAUUAUUUUCAAUUACAUUUCUAGCCUAUGAAAAAUUUUGAUAG
This is a messenger RNA of Cherax quadricarinatus, 4410 nucleotides long. Lineage: Eukaryota; Metazoa; Arthropoda; Malacostraca; Decapoda; Parastacidae. The record is from RefSeq and is a predicted model, not a curated record.